AUGAACGCGAGCGCCUCCUCGCUCAACGAGUCCCAGGUGGUGGCAGUGACGGCCGAGGGAGCGGCGGCGGCGGCCACAGCGGCAGGGGCGCGGGACAGCGGUGAAUGGGGGCCGCCUGCGGCGGCGGCGCUGGGGGGAGGCGGCGCAGCUAACGUGUCCCUGGAGCUGUCUUCUCAGCUGCCGGCCGGGCCGCCGGGGCUGCUGCUGUCGGCGGUGAAUCCUUGGGACGUGCUCCUGUGCGUGUCGGGGACGGUGAUCGCAGGCGAAAACGCGCUGGUAGUGGCGCUAAUCGCGUCCACCCCCGCGCUGCGCACGCCCAUGUUCGUGCUGGUGGGCAGCCUGGCCACCGCCGACCUGCUGGCGGGCUGCGGCCUCAUCCUUCACUUCGUGUUCCAGUACGUGGUGCCCUCAGAGACGGUGAGCCUGCUCACGGUGGGCUUCCUCGUGGCCUCCUUCGCUGCCUCGGUCAGCAGCCUGCUGGCCAUCACGGUGGACCGCUACCUGUCUCUCUACAACGCGCUCACCUACUACUCGCGCCGGACCCUGCUGGGAGUGCACUUCCUGCUCGCCGCCACCUGGACGGUGUCCCUAGGUCUCGGGUUGCUGCCGGUGCUCGGCUGGAACUGCCUAGCAGAGCGCGCCACCUGCAGCGUGGUGCGCCCGCUGACACGCAGCCACGUGGCGCUGCUCUCCGCCGCGUUCUUUGCGGUCUUUGGCAUCAUGCUGCACCUGUACGUGCGCAUCUGCCAGGUGGUCUGGCGCCACGCACACCAGAUCGCGCUGCAGCAACACUGCCUGGCGCCGCCCCACCUCGCAGCCACCAGAAAGGGUGUGGGUACGCUGGCUGUGGUGCUGGGCACUUUCGGCGCCAGUUGGCUGCCCUUCGCCAUCUACUGCGUGGUAGGCAGCCGCGAGGACCCGGCAGUCUAUACCUACGCCACCCUGCUGCCCGCCACCUACAACUCCAUGAUCAAUCCUAUCAUCUAUGCCUUCCGCAACCAGGAGAUUCAGCGUGCCCUGUGGCUCCUGUUCUGUGGCUGUUUCCAGUCCAAAGUGCCCUUCCGUUCUAGGUCCCCCAGUGAGGUCUGA
Neomonachus schauinslandi (Hawaiian monk seal) is the source of this 1089-nucleotide messenger RNA. It is a transcript of the gene GPR6, whose product is annotated as G protein-coupled receptor 6. The transcript has a single exon. The coding region runs from base 1 to 1089 and encodes 362 amino acids. Gene Ontology annotation, cellular component: membrane. Gene Ontology annotation, molecular function: sphingosine-1-phosphate receptor activity. The record is from RefSeq and is a predicted model, not a curated record. Lineage: Eukaryota; Metazoa; Chordata; Mammalia; Carnivora; Phocidae. Gene Ontology annotation, biological process: G protein-coupled receptor signaling pathway.